CCCCCACCCCUCCUCCUCCUCCCCCCCCACCCUCCACCUCCUCCCCCCCACCCUCCUCCUCCUCCCCCACCCCCUCCUCCUCCCCCCCCACCCCCUCCUCCCCCCCCC
This is a messenger RNA of Stegostoma tigrinum, 108 nucleotides long. RefSeq lists its product as uncharacterized. The record is from RefSeq and is a predicted model, not a curated record. Lineage: Eukaryota; Metazoa; Chordata; Chondrichthyes; Orectolobiformes; Stegostomatidae. The transcript has 2 exons. The annotation marks the transcript as partial.